AAUAGCCGAGGUUAUCGCGAGCAACUUGAAGUCUCGUCCACGUGUACUAGUAUUCCAGUGGGUGGCUUUGAGCGUAUUUAGUACUAUCAGGUGUCUCUUGACAACAUCGCGGGUCUGUAGACAGUGCGUGACACCGUUGACAGAACCCGUAUUUUUCCCCCUCAUCUCAUAUUGGUUGUUGACGCCGAGGCGAGCUUUACACAGGGAACAGGCUGGAAUCCAACUACGCAUUGCCGCCCCCUACCAUGCCUCACAUAGUCGUAAUAGGCGCCGGCGUCAUCGGCCUCAGCGCCGCCCUGCGAAUCCUGGGCGAGGAGGAGCCGCCGUCGCCGCCGCAGCAGCAGGAGACGCAGAACACGGUGACGAUCGUGGCGCGGGACUACCCGGAGGGCGCCGAGACGGUGGACGGGGCGUCGCAGAUCGACUUCACGUCGGCGUGGGGGGGCGCGCACAACCGGCUGGUGCCGCCGACGGACGCGGCGACGCGGCGGGAGCACGGGUUCGCGCGGCGCACGUUCGCGCGCGUGCGCGGGGUGCGCGCGCGCCACCCCGAGGCCGGCGUCACGCUGCUGCGCGGCGUCGAGUACCUCGAGGCCGGCGCGCUGGCGCCCGCGUACCGCGACCUGACCGAGGCGCGCGCGCGCGACGAGGCCGGCCCCGACGGCCUCGGCAUGCGCGGCUUCCGCCUGCUCCCCCCCGCCGAGCUGCCCCCCGGCGUCGCCUGGGGCUGCGAGUACGACACCUGGUGCGUCAACCCCAUGGUCUACUGCGCCUGGAUGCUGCGCCGCUUCGCGCUGCGCGGCGGCCGCGCCGUCCGCCGCGCCGUGCGCGACCCGCGCGAGGUCCUCGCCUGGAGGCUCGAGGGCGGGCCCGUCGACGCCGUGGUCAACGCGUCUGGCCAAGGGUUCGGGGAUGAGCGCGUGUUUGUGACGAGAGGCCAGACCUGCCUCGUCGCGAACCCGUGCCCGGUGACGAUCACGCGGCAGAACAGCGACGGGUCGUGGACGUUCUGCGUGCCGCGGGCCUUCGACGGCGGCACCGUCAUCGGCGGCACCAAGGAGCCCGACAACUGGGACCCGCACCCGUCGCCGGCGGUGCGCGAGGCCCUGCUGCGCCGCUUCGCCGACACGUACCCGGCGAUCCUCGGCCCCGAGGGCCGCUUCGCCGUCAUCAGGGACGUCGUCGGCAGGCGGCCGACGCGCCGCGGCGGCAUGCGCCUCGAGGCCGAGGUCCUCGACGCCGACGGCGACGGCGACGACGACGGCGCCCCCCGCCCCGUCGUCCACGCCUACGGCCUCGGCGGCCGCGGCUACGAGCUCAGCUGGGGCGUCGCCGACGAGGUCGCCGCCCUGCUCCAGCCGUAUUUGGAGGCGAAGACGCCGGGGGCGAGGCUCUGAGCGCGGAUGGGCCCGGAGGAGGGAGGAUCGGGGGGAGGGGGGCUAUGCUGGUGCGGAAACUGAUAGCGUAGCUAGAUAGGAAAUAUUCACGCGUCGUGUUGCAUGCAGCCUUGAAGUGCUUCGUAGCAGACUCCUGCGCGAGACACGGGUGGAGCCUUCGUAGUCUUGCCAGCCGGCUCAUAGGGGUCAUCGGGAGCAGUGCGCGCGUACGAGCUCGGUGGACUGCGGCACAGGCGACCUGCGAAGCUGUCGGGAUACCGGCCAACGUCGAGGACGUGUCCCGUCUGCCGACGUAGAUACAGUCGGCAGCACUAGAUACGUCUUCGCCCCUUGUCUUUCCGUAGAGACUGUGCGAUAAUGAGACGAUCCGGGUAGAAGAAAACUCGUCAAGGAAUGGCGGAUGCCGGCGGUUGGCAAGGAUAUCGUCAAAUAUGCUGCCUAUCCAGAGAAUCAUUCUUGCCUUUUUCACAGGAAAGACAGUUCUCGUAACGGGAUUGCGGCAUUCGUUCUCCCGCCAUUGAUUGUAUUACGUCCCCUCCGCCCGCGGCGAACAUGCUUCCCUCCACAACCGAUAGUCUAUAAUAGCCUGAUGAUGCCGGCCGGUCCGAUGUUAGUAGCUUUUGAUAUUU
Durotheca rogersii is the source of this 2026-nucleotide messenger RNA. RefSeq names its product FAD dependent oxidoreductase. The record is from RefSeq and is a predicted model, not a curated record. Gene Ontology annotation, molecular function: D-amino-acid oxidase activity; FAD binding. Lineage: Eukaryota; Fungi; Ascomycota; Sordariomycetes; Xylariales; Xylariaceae. Bases 246 to 1397 code for a protein of 383 amino acids. The transcript has 3 exons.